AUGGCAACAAGACUGGAUUCGAAUCACGGCACUGGAGCACUUGGAGCCGUCAGUAUCCGGGCUUAUGCAGAAUCCGGACAAGACAACAAUGAUACCAGACAUCAGUUCGGCAGGCUUGGAGUCGAGACCAAUGUCGCAGCAAGAAUGCUAUCGAGUAUCUUCAUGCCGAAUUUCUAUCUUCGUGACACAUACAACGAAUUAGCCUCAAAACGCGAACAGUAUAACACCAACGUAGCAGGCCAUGUGUGCACCAGGAGGCUCCUUCAAGUGUCAUGGCCUUCUAAGACGGAGAGAUCUGAGUUAUGGAGACGCUAUCAAGAAGACUUGUCUCACCGGAUCGGGAAAGGCAUUCAAAACGAAUUGAAUCUCAACAUAUCAUUGGCUUUGGUACCCACCCUUUAUCUCGGUCGUCUGUCUUUUCCCCAUAUUAUGCUUAGCGACAUGUUUUAUUUAGACAGCACAUCACGACCCUCAAAACACGGCUCUUUGUGUGCGCUGAAAUCCCGAGGGAAGCAUCGAGGGUGUGAUACGUCAAAACAUGAUGACACGUUAAGCCUUGCGGGAAGCGAACGUGUUCCGAUGUUGCGCCAAGACCACGUGUCGACGUCCUGCGAGCGAGGAUCUUCGUCCGCAGACCAAGGAUCAAACUUUUCCUGGAGGCUAAAUUGUCUCGAUAUUGCACCAAGACGAUGUAUCGACAUCCCCCGCGAGCAAGGGUGGAUCUUCAUCCGCAGACCAAGGACUCGGUUCUGUGAGAACCCGAACCUUCCGAAGCGAAAGUCUCGUGGGGAGGGUAAGACCUUGUUCCUGAGGCGUUCAGACUCAUUGUCGGCAUCAAAAAUUUGGACUCGGAAACGUUGCGAAGGCCAAUCUACGGGAUCUACGAUGCGGGAUCGAUUCCUAAGUGCGCGGUUACAAGGACCUGAUAUCCGCACCAGCAACCGUCAAUGCGUCAUUUUCCCAAGCGCGCGGUUUUUGGAAGAGGGCAUAGCACGGCGGAUUAUAGACGCAAGCAAGGACGCGCAUGUAUUCAAUAGCAAGGGUUCCAAAUGCAGAGGCCUAGUUCUCUGUGACAUACAUACAGGCGAUCCAGUGAAGCUCGUCUCACUCGCUCGCGUCAGAGGAGUAGCCGAGUCAGCAGGCAUGGCGUGUAUGCUGGUCGGGAUCGGUGUCAUUGAGGGAAUAUGGGUAACCAUUGGAGAGGAUGUCGAUUUUAAAUGUACGGGAGAGUCUCACCUGGUGGAAGGGAGGAAUGUCAUGACAGGGAAAGGUGGCAUUGUCAAGAAAGUCGUACUCUUGGACGUUCGAGUCCAGCAGGUUUAUGGGCCAAUGCAACGGAUGCCUGUAGACGUUGUCGCUAUCGAUGAAUGGCCCUGCACUACUGCCGUGAGACAGAGCAACGGGAAAUGUACGAUGUAG
Desarmillaria tabescens is the source of this 1419-nucleotide messenger RNA. RefSeq lists its product as uncharacterized. The coding region runs from base 1 to 1419 and encodes 472 amino acids. The record is from RefSeq and is a predicted model, not a curated record. The transcript is spliced from 16 exons. NCBI's taxonomy places the organism in Eukaryota, Fungi, Basidiomycota, Agaricomycetes, Agaricales, Physalacriaceae.